This is a messenger RNA of Gossypium raimondii (Peruvian cotton), 1102 nucleotides long. RefSeq lists its product as uncharacterized. The record is from RefSeq and is a predicted model, not a curated record. NCBI's taxonomy places the organism in Eukaryota, Viridiplantae, Streptophyta, Magnoliopsida, Malvales, Malvaceae. Bases 107 to 913 code for a protein of 268 amino acids. The transcript has 5 exons.
AUAUCUAAGCAAAGUGCAUGCAUCUACCACAACAUUUUUUCUCUGAUUACCUUCUCUUUUCUUCUAUCAUUCUAGAGUUUAAACAAUUGAAUAGAAUUGUCUAACCAUGUGUAUUGCUGCUUUCAUUUGGCAAGCUCAUCCACUCUACCCUCUUCUGCUUUUACAAAACAGAGAUGAAUACCACAACAGGCCUACGAAGGCACUUGCAUGGUGGGAUGUUGAUGGUUGUGAGAUAUUAGGAGGAAGAGAUGAAGUAGCAGGAGGGACAUGGUUGGCUUGUUCAAGACAAGGCAGAGUUGCUUUUCUCACCAAUGUCUUGGAGCUUCAUCCCCGUCCCGACGCCAAGACCCGCGGUGAUCUUCCACUUCUUUUCCUGGAGAGCACAAAGAGCCCCAUGGAAUUUGCGGAGCAACUGGCCACCGAUGCUCAUCAGUACAAUGGAUUUAACCUCAUAGUGGCUGAUAUUCCUUCCAAAUCAAUGGUUUACAUCUCGAACAGGCCAAAGGGGGAACCCAUUAACAUUCAACAGGUUUCUCCGGGGCUUCAUGUUCUUUCAAAUGCCAAGCUUGACUCUCCCUGGCAUAAGGCUCAGCGGCUAGGUAAAGGCUUCAAACAGAUGCUCAAUAGAUACGGUAAAAAUGAAGUAAACGUGAAAGAAAUGGUUGAGAAACUUAUGAAAGAUAAAGUGAAAGCUGAUAAAAGUAAGUUACCUGGCAUAUGUGCUCUCGACAUGGAGUUCAACCUUAGCUCCAUAUUUGUUGAAAUGGACACCCCACUGGGGCUUUAUGGAACAAGGAGUACUGCAGCAAUGACCGUAGGUGCUGGUGGGGAAGUUAGCUUUUAUGACAAGUAUCUAGAAAAGGGUGUGUGGUUUGAGAGAACCGUCAAUUAUCAUAUCCAGAAGCUCAAGUAGAUUGAAUCCAUGUCACAGCAAGGGAUUUUACUACUCAAGUUAUUUAUGGAUUUGCGAAUGUUAUAAGCAUUUUAAGUUUAUACUAAUUGUACCAAAGGAGUGAUGUAUGAUGUAUCCCGGUCUGCCUAAUAAUGCAAAAUCCAAUAAAACAAUGGAAGAAAAAUAAGAAAUGUAACAUUUUGCAGGGUA